AGUGUUUUUGUCGGGUGUCACCAUGGUGAUGUCCACGUUCCAGAAGGUGACGCUGGCCACGUGCGUGGUGCUAUGCGUUGCCUUGCUGCUUCCCAGGAUGUUGUUGUCUCGCGGGAGGAAGGAUGCGAGUGGUACUGAAGGGGGUCACUUUCCACCCAUGGUGCAUCGUCACAUGGCCCCUGAGGCCCGAAGCCAGAGGGCGGGGUCGACCCCCUCCUCCAGGGCCCACAAGACGGAGGCUGUUGUCGCCCGCGCCAAAGGUGCGGGAGCUGGAGCUGGGCUAGGAACGGCGGCCAAAUCCAACCUGGCCGGACAAAUAAUCCCCGUCUACGGAUUUGGAAUUUUACUGUACAUCCUUUAUAUCCUCUUCAAGAUUACGUCAAAAGGGAACAGUCAACCUCCAAUAGGCAGAUUCUCCUCAUUGCGCUCAGAGAACACAAAGCGGAAGAUCACUGACUUUGAACUUCUUCAGCUACAGGAGAAGCUUAGGGAGACAGAGAUAGCAAUGGAGAACAUUGUAUCCAAAGCACACCACAGCCCUGACAGGGACAAUAAAGAAGUAAAUGUGGACCAAGAGAAUCUCCUUCAACAGUUGACAGAAAUCACUCGCGUGAUGCAGGAAGGCCAGCUGGUGGAAGGCGUGGCAAGACCCAACACCCGGCAGCGACCAUGGGAAGAAGAUGAAGAAGCAUAUCCUCACGACUUGUGGGAGCGUCCUCGCUGCUGCUGUCAACAUUCUCCUCGCAGAGAAGACGAUCAGGAUAAUCAUUCAGAGAACGUUUCACCGGACACACAAAAAGCAGAUGACGCUGUAGGUAAAGAUGGCACAGACACAGAGAGACAAGAGGAUGACCAAAGUGAGAAGAAGCAGAGGCAAGGUGAAGGUGAGGAGGAGCAGCAGAAGAUCGAACUGGGCGUACCUGAAGAGGAGCUGCCAGGUGUGCUGAAGGAGCUGGAGCUCACCUUGAAGAUGACGUCGAAUCUGGAGCAAGAGACAGUGAACCGUCUAGAGAUGCAAGCUUUUAACGGGGGCGGGGUUCAAGUGAGACGGCGGAACAGAAGAAGAAGCAAGAAGGAGUCUCAAUGACUCUUGACUUGGACUGAAGAUAUUUCUGCUUCAGUGUAUGCAAAUUUCACAUCAUUUUACUUUGUUGAUAGCAAAUGCAAAAGGUGGCCAUUGAGGUCCAUUUAAAGCAGAGGUGUUCAAAUAUUUUCCUCUGAGGACCAAGCCACUAUCAAUUCUUUAACUCACUUCAACCAAUCUAUCAAACUAUUAUGCAAAUACAUCAGGAUUUUGGCAUGGCCCACAGUCGUGUAUGCACUAAAAUAAAUCCGCACAUGCACCUGAGUCAGUUAAUUGAGGAUCAUUGUGAAACAGUUACGAGUUGAGGAACCAUUUUUCCUUCUCAUCUGAAACAAUUACAACAAUACAGAUAUUGUUACAAUUUUAGUUGUAAAUGGUUUCUCAGUUUUUUUAAUCGACAUAUGAAAGCAAUUAGUAUUAUAGUAGCUGUCAAGGGUGAUGCACCUCCCCACCCUAAAUGAAUACAUACUGUAUAGCCUAGAAACAAUUUGGAAGGUGGGGUGCAAAUGGCUUCCAGAGUAGUUUGGACUAGAGAUCGACCGAUAUGGGAUUUUCAAAUGCCGAUGCCAAUACCGAUAUCUAAAUUUUUUUCCAGCCUAUUACCAAUAUCCAAAGCCGAUUUUGUAAGUUGAUAUUUGAGGCCGAUAUACUUUUUUUUUCAAAAGCACGUAGAUUAUGAAAGACAAAAUUCAACUGCUUCAAAUUUACAACGAUGACCUGAGACCUAAAGGAUUAAUUUGGUCUAGUGCUACCAAACCAAUGAACGCAGCACUUCUUUUUUAUGAUUAUGCUCACUCCGCAAGAACAGUACAUUAUUUUUAAAUAAUUGAACCCACCAAAACAUCACAACGAGAUGUAAACAAGUGAGAGUGUAAGAUUAUAAUGCCUAUUUAUAUAUAUAUAUAUAUAUAUUUUAAGUAAUGUAUAAUGAAAAUAAAGGGCUAUUCUAUUCUGUUCUAAAAAGAGGAUGCUAGCAAUGCUAAUGCUAACGCAAAUGCUACGGGUUACAUUUAGAGUGUAAGGAUCACACAAUAAACAUCUUAAAAGGCUAAAUCAACAUUGCAUAUUCUCUUAUGCAAGAUUAAAAAAAAUCUUACAAUAGUGUAUUUACAAACCAAGCAAGCCUGAAGCUUCCUAUAGCAGCCUGCCUUCAAACUGCUGCAGGGUCCUUCCGGGGUCCUACCAUCUGUCAGCGGCGGCCACAGUUGCCCACACAGAUGCCUGAUAAAAAUCAUUUUUUAUCGGCUUAUUUACUGUAUUUAUUUUUUGGCCGAUGUUGAAAAAAAGUCCAUUUGUUGGUCGACCUCUAGUUUGGACACAAUUUAAAGUGAAAAUAACAGAAAAUGCACAAAAUUCCUGAUGUCAUUGUAUGGAAUUGUUAAAAAAUGAAGCACGUAUAUAUCCUUUGUUGUGGAUGAUUGGGAUAUUGUUGUUGUUGUUUUUUUAACGAUGGUUUGUACUUGAAACAAUAAAGAGAUUUUCUGUCAUUAAAUGCUUUUGACAAUGCUGUAGUUAUCCCACUAAUCACUUAUAGUGCUGCUCAAAAGUAUUGGCACCCCUGGAAUUCUGACAGCUAUUGUUCAAUUUCUCCCAGAAAAUGAUCGCAAUUACAAAUGCUUUGUUAGUAAUAUCUUCAUUUAUUUUGCUUGCAAUGAAAAACCACAAAAGAGAAUGGAAAAAAAAAUUAAAUCGGAAUCAUUUUACACAAAACUCCAAAUAUGGGCCAGACAAAAGUAUUGGCACCCUUUGAAAAAUCACGUGAUACUUUUCUAAUUUGUGUAACUAACAGUGCCUGUUACCUACCUGUGGCACGUGGUGACAAUAACUAAAUCACAUUUGCAGCCAGUUAAAAUGGAUUAAAGUUGA
Molecule: messenger RNA, 2950 nt
Organism: Corythoichthys intestinalis (scribbled pipefish)
Lineage: Eukaryota; Metazoa; Chordata; Actinopteri; Syngnathiformes; Syngnathidae
Gene: ric3b
Product: RIC3 acetylcholine receptor chaperone b
Exons: 6
Coding region: 23-1087 (354 amino acids)
Biological process (GO): protein localization to cell surface; synaptic transmission, cholinergic
Cellular component (GO): neuron projection; intracellular membrane-bounded organelle; neuronal cell body
Source: RefSeq, a predicted model, not a curated record